Molecule: messenger RNA, 4348 nt
Organism: Pristis pectinata (smalltooth sawfish)
Lineage: Eukaryota; Metazoa; Chordata; Chondrichthyes; Rhinopristiformes; Pristidae
Product: glutaryl-CoA dehydrogenase, mitochondrial-like
Exons: 11
Coding region: 830-2158 (442 amino acids)
Biological process (GO): fatty-acyl-CoA biosynthetic process; fatty acid beta-oxidation using acyl-CoA dehydrogenase
Cellular component (GO): mitochondrial inner membrane
Molecular function (GO): flavin adenine dinucleotide binding; glutaryl-CoA dehydrogenase activity; fatty-acyl-CoA binding
Source: RefSeq, a predicted model, not a curated record
UCUUCCGUUCUCAGCAGGGUGAGUCUGUGUGUCAGAGGGUGCCUGCACUCUGUCCAAUCCACCAGCAAAUCACUCUGAACUCACCACGUGCUGUGUCCACGACCUCCUCAAUCCUUCGGGUGCUAGGCAGCUGUUCAUCCCUCACUGGAAUACUCCAGUAAGUUUUCCUACCUCCCUGCUUUCAAAAGUCUUGUUAAAUUUUCUUUCCCUGCCCUUCACUGUGUUGCAUUCUCAGUUAACAUCCCAGAGAUGUGUCCUCUCUAUAUGAGAAGCCAAUGUGUUGUUAAUUAUAAAUAUUGCCAGGGGUGCGGACUUCAACAAACAGGAUAAUUAGGGCCGGACGAUAAACGCCGGCUGGCCCACAACAACUGGCCCUUUCCCCCAAGUAAACCUGCCAAGGCGCGGCUGGCCCACAACAACCGGCCCUUUCCCCCAAGUAAACCUGCCAAGGCGCGGCUGGCUCCCCUCCACCGAUUGUGAACAAGCCGUGAGGCACCAAACGCCCCUCACCCAACAACAAACUGAUCAAUGGGAACCGCGUCCUUCCACGCCGACCAAUUGAACGCGGCGUUUCUUCACCCCGCCGCCUCGGGGCGGACAGAAGGAGGGCGCUGAUUGGCUCCGGGGAGUUACCUUCGAACGUUCGCAACAGCAAUCGGCUACAGUGGUUGCCAGUCAACCCUUUGUGACGUCAGGGCGGCGGACACUUUGUAGCCGCGCCGAGUGUUGGUUACACAAUCGUCAGGUGUCUCCUCCUCCGGCCGAGACGCACCAGCCCAGCGCUCUUCCCCCAUCCGCCGCUCGGACCCGACUCGCUCCGGUAUCUGCCAUGGCCCUGAUCAAAGCGACUCGGAAGCUCCUGACCACCGCCAGGUUCUCGGCAGCGGUCGGUUCCUUUCGGGCACAGGGCACGGCGAAGGCACUGAGAGAGAGAAAUGAAAAAUUUGAAGAGAUGAAAACCUCAAAGUCGGCCGGUGUCCAGUUUGACUGGCGAGAUGCCCUUAACCUGGAGGGCCAGCUGACAGAGGAGGAGAUCCUGAUCAGAGACACUUUUCGUGCGUAUUGCCAGGCAAAGCUGAUGCCCAGGAUUCUCAUGGCAAACCGAAAUGAAGUGUUUCACCGUGAAAUUCUACAGGAGAUGGGAGAGUUGGGAGUAUUGGGCUCCACAAUUAAAGGUUACGGGUGCGCAGGGACCUCGUACGUGUCCUACGGACUGAUUGCACGGGAAGUGGAGCGGGUGGACAGCAGCUACCGCUCAGUGAUGAGUGUCCAGUCCUCCCUCGUCAUGCAUCCGAUUGCCACUUAUGGCACAGAAGCACAGAAGCAACUCUACCUUCCAAAGCUCGCCAAAGGGGAAUUACUCGGUUGCUUUGGUCUAACGGAACCAAACCAUGGAAGUGAUCCUUCGAGCAUGGAAACCAGGGCAAGGUUCAACCCCAGCAGCAACACCUACACCCUGAACGGAUCAAAGACCUGGAUUACCAACUCACCGAUGGCUGACAUCUGUGUGGUCUGGGCCAAGUGCGACGAUGGGAAGGUACGAGGUUUCCUGCUGGAGAAGGGCACGAAGGGUCUGACCACACCCAAAAUCGAGGGCAAGUUUUCACUGCGGGCCUCGUCCACUGGGAUGAUUCUGAUGGAGGAUGUUGAAGUCCCUGCAGAAAACCUGCUGCCCAAUGUGGUGGGACUCAGGGGUCCCUUUGGGUGCCUGAACAAUGCACGGUAUGGAAUUGCCUGGGGUGCCCUGGGAGCUGCAGAGUUCUGUCUGGAAACUGCUCGGCAGUAUGCCUUGGACAGGAUUCAGUUUGGGGUUCCUCUUGCUCGUAACCAGCUCAUCCAGAAGAAACUGGCAGACAUGUUGACGGAGAUCACGCUGGGACUCCAAGCCUGUGUUCAGCUGGGCCAUUUAAAGGAUGAAGAUAAAGCCACGCCUGAAAUGAUCUCGAUGCUAAAACGAAAUUCCUGCGGGAAGGCUCUGGAUAUUGCUCGGCAUGCUCGCGACAUACUGGGCGGAAAUGGAAUUUCCGAUGAGUACCACGUGAUUCGGCACGUCAUGAAUCUGGAGGCUGUGAACACGUAUGAAGGUACUCAUGACAUCCACGCGCUGAUUCUUGGAAAAGCGAUCACAGGCCUGCAGUCUUUCACAGUACAGAAAUAAUCCCAAUUAUUCAGCUAAGUGACUAAUGGAAAAACAGCACCUUGUCAAUUGUUUGUCUAGAUUCAUAUCACUGGUUAAGAUGGGUUGUCCAUGUGCUGACAUCUGUAAGCUUUCUAAACACUACUAUAGAACCUUGAGCCCAUGGAGCUUGUUUGAAAGAGCUCGGUAAUUAAUGCUCUUUGCCGUUACCUCAUAAUUGUCUCUCCUUCAAAUAUUUAUUCAGUUUAUUUUUGAAGGUUACUAUUGAAAACAUUUCCAUUGUGCUUUUCCACUUCAUAACUAGCUGUGAUUUUUAAACAAAAGUCUAAUCUCCUCCCUGUUUCUUUUGACAUUUAAUUUAAAUCCAACAUUUACUGCAUGGAAAUAUCACAGAGGCAGCCAUCUGACAGCUGCGUUGGUUCUUUUACUGGAGCUUUUCAGGACUGCUUCCGCUGUGUUUCCCCAUAUCCUCCUCUUUCAAAGUGAACAACAAAAGUAGCAGGCAUUUGAAUUUACUGCUUUUGAGCCAAUAAUUUGGAAGUUAUACCUUGUUAUUUACUUGAAUCCUGACCCCUUCUUUAAACUCACUUGAGUCUCCUGAAUUUGUUUGUGCAGGAUGUCAUGAGUUUGAUCACCAAAGUUAAAAUAUUCCCAGAGAAUGUGAAUUUUCACUCUUCUGAGAAAGACUUCACACUAUAUCAACCGGCUGCUUAAAUACCCAUUAUAUGCCUCCAUCUGUGCCUUCAUUUUUAAAUAGACACCUGGCUGCCCUCAAACACAAGUUAUAAAUUAUGUUGGUUCCUCUGACAACAAUGCACAUCUUUAUAACAUAAUGGGGGAGGUGUCACUUGUAUUACUUGUUAACAGAUCUUAGAUUGCACAUUAAAAACUAGAGAUUAGUGAUCGUAUCUUCCAAUUCAAAGAAUGAAUUCUGCCAUCCCAUGUAACAAACCUAGGUUGUCACACACUACUGGCCCUGAUUACAGGAAACGGUUGCCAAUGUAAACCUUAUUGGUUUGGAGAGUACUGGGGUGGGUGGAGAAGAGGGAACUACAUUAAUUUCUCCUCUUCCCUCCACCCCCAAAUCUCUUAACAGGGGAUUUAGUAAAGUUACAUAUUUCCAUCUGAUAAAUUUCUGAAAUGUGAAUCAUUUGGUGUGUAAUCACAUUGACAGGAGAUCUUGCUGAGCCAGCUUGAUUCAAUAUUAGAAUGGGGAAGGGCAGGUUUUUAUUUUGGAUGUGUAGCUGGCAAGGUCAUAAUUUGUCAUCUAUCCCUAACUGCCCUUGAAUGUAGUAGCUAGCCACCUCCUUACACUGCAACAGUCCAUGUGGUGAAGGUCCUCCCACAGCACUGUUGGGUAAGAAGUUCUAGCAUUAAGUUCUAGCAUUUAGCUGGUGAAACUCCAGCCAUCAUACCUUGCACAGUAGGAACAUCACUGAGCUCUGUCUCUAUGGAUCUUUGUUAAAUGGAGUCCCUCAACAGAUGUACAUUCAUGUCAGACAAACAAAGACUGCCCAUGUGGAUUUAUGGUUGCUGGACAUGGAGACUUCUAAACCUGACAAUGGGCGUUUGGUUACGGCAGUCCCCUUGCUUAUCAAAGUAAAGCUGCAUGUGGAAUGCUUUGUGAACACGUUGCCUCUGUGACUGCCUAACCUGACUCCUACCUUUUAGAGAUCUGAGAAUUGAAGUUCAUUGACAAUUUUAUACAAUGUAAAGAAAACACUUCUCUGUGGUUAUUCACCAACCAAUUAAAUUUAUCCUUGCCAACCUGCUGCAAAGUCCCUCUUACCUAAGAUUUCUCUGUGGUCUGUUUCCACACACAGAUGUAUAGAAGCUCCACAGUCUCUUUUGUUCUUAAACCUUUUCCUUCUGGGGAAAAAUGGCUUGCCUCCAAUAGCCACUCCCUUUCUUGGAUAACAAGUGCUGACUACAUGUAAAGCUGUGCACUGGCUGGCUCACAGCAUGUCGGAGCUUGAGCUACUGUUACUUCCCAUAAAAUUACUUACAUCUUCCUUCCAAAAUGUUGCUUGUAAAGCUACCUUUGUUUUUAUAAGCUAUAAAAUACAAGCCUAAAAUGGGGAUAACAUGCAGUGUGUGAUUUGGAAGAAAAUGUUCUUUUGUAAAUCUUGUACACAUAAUACAUUUCAGCAUGAUUUUGUUGAUCUGCAGAAGUAAUUAAUAAAAUCCUCUUUUGUAGAAAUGUUGCAUUCA